AAGAUAACAUCAUCUAUGUUUUUUAUUUUCUUAAACACUCAACCUAGUUAAUUAGAAAUCAUUCAUGGGAGCUCCCGAGUCAGGAGAAAAACAACAAAAGCAACAACUCGAUCGUGAGAUUCGAGACAUGAUGAAUGCACUCACACGUCGCCUUGCUCAUCUCCAUAAGAAACCCAAUGAGAGAGAAGGUGCAAGCAACAUCCAUGAUCAUGACAAAGAGGAGGAGGAUGCCAAUGGUGGUUUUGGGAUCAUAACGAUGGCUGGAAGCAACGAGGGAGCUACUAUGAGAGGAGAGCUUGACUUGAUGAGUAUGGAGAAUCAUAAAUUAGGUACAACACAACAUAAUGAUGAGUCUUUUACCCCAUUGACAACCUACCUUAAUGGCAACUUCCAAGGUGUCAACAAUUCUAUCAUGGUUGGUGGUAGUUACUCUACCAAUGAUCCUGGUAUCCAUUUGGAUGUUGAUGAACAUUACAUGCAACAUAAGGGGGAGCUUGGUGGUAGUUACUCUACCAAUGAUCCUGGUAUCCAUUUGGAUGUUGAUGAACAUUACAUGCAACAUAAGGGGGAGCUUGGUUCACAAAAGUAUGGAAAGUGGAUCCCCUAAAAGUGAACAUUCUAACUAAUCAUUAUCUAAACUUCACACACAUAUACACGAGGAUAAUGUUUCUUGAGUGAUUUUUUAAUCUAUAUAUUGAAUUCCAGCCGAAAGAUGUUAUACAUAAUGUUUCAUCAUUUUAUUCGAUUAAUAAUCUUUCUUUUUAUGAUUGUAUGUAAUUGCAUUAGUAUCUUAAUAAAAUAGUUAUUAUCUACAAUAA
This is a messenger RNA of Lactuca sativa (garden lettuce), 818 nucleotides long. Lineage: Eukaryota; Viridiplantae; Streptophyta; Magnoliopsida; Asterales; Asteraceae. The record is from RefSeq and is a predicted model, not a curated record.